AUCAUUCCGGCGCGACACUCGCACGAUUUUGCGUUCCGCUUGACAUUCGUUCCGCGGAUCCACGAGACAGACGCGAACCGAGUCAUGAGCGCCGAUAACUCGCGUCCAGAUGCUCUGCUGCCGUUACGAAACCUCUGUAACUCCGUGAAAAGCAGCAGGGAUCGAGUGAGAGAUAGAGAGUCGAAUGAAUGCAGCGGGGCGUUCAGCUUGUCAAACUUCUGGGAGAUUAUGAAUGAAGCUGUUAAAUCAGUGUCUCAAGAAGGAACAAAACUCAGCGUGAUGUUCUCGAAGCCGCCUCUGCCAUCAGAGGAGGGUUGUGUGAAAAUAGCCGAAUCUGUUCAGAAGAGCGUGUUGACGUUGACUACGGUUUAUUUUUGGUUACCAAAGAGCCAAGGAGUUACGCUGAGGAAGGUGCUCCGAGACGCCACGGCGCAGGUGCUGGAUGGACUCGCUCAGCUGCUCGAGGCUCUGCUCUGCUCUCCUGGAGAAAGUCUCUCGCAGGAGCAGCUGAUGUCCACCGGAGGCGUCUGGGCCGCGUGUGACCAGUUUAACCAGCUGCCGAAAGAUAACCGCAGUGCUGUGUUGAGCGUCUUGACGUCAUGUGUUGGUUUGGUGAAAGAUGCCUCGGAGGAGAUGGAGCAGGUCAGAGAUCAUCUAGAACAGGCUUAUGCUGUUGCUCAUUACAAACAAACACACUCACACUUUCUCCGUGUCAUUAAAACCAUACCACACCAAACAUCACCACCCAGCCAAACCUUCUACAUAUCAGUGUCUGAUGAUAAUGAGGGUUGUGUUUGUGUCGUUAGCGUUGAUGACCUCGCCCUCAGUCUCUACCCCCCCGUGGAGCGGUCGGCCGUCGAGAUGAACGUGUGUAAACUGGCGUGUGUGCUGAAGAAAGUACUGGAGAUUACCAGGUCCAGUCAUGUCUGUGUGGAGGCUGAUGUGUCCUGGGUGGAGUUUCUGAACAGCGCUGUGGAGCACAACCUGGAGAAGAUCCGAUCCCUGCUGCUCCUCUGAGGCUCGUAGCGUUUGCUCGGAUAAACCAGGUUCAGUGCUUUCGUUCUUCUUGCAGAAGAACUCAGACUGCAGAAUGUGUUUCGAUGGAGUCUGAACUUUGCCCGAGUUCCCCAGAUUUCCCAAAGCUAUGAAUUAGUCCAUCUUUCUGAACGAUGCUGUAAUUCAUGAUGUUCACAGACGCUUGACCUCUGAUAUAAUUUCUUUAUUUUGCAGUUUAUUUAGUAGUGCUGUCGA
Molecule: messenger RNA, 1251 nt
Organism: Sinocyclocheilus anshuiensis
Lineage: Eukaryota; Metazoa; Chordata; Actinopteri; Cypriniformes; Cyprinidae
Gene: ccndbp1
Product: cyclin D-type binding-protein 1
Exons: 11
Coding region: 85-1017 (310 amino acids)
Cellular component (GO): nucleus
Source: RefSeq, a predicted model, not a curated record